GAUUUCCUGUUGACAGCAUGACACAGAAUGACUCUGCUCACGUUGAUGCUGGUUUUUCUGCUUCAGAAUGGAGGCAUCACGGGAGAGAUCUCUUUCCAUCAUCUCUAUCAGAGACCUGGAGAUGAGGUUUUGUUACCCUGUCUUCGGGUGUCAUUAUCUGAGACCAGAUGUUCAGAUAUUGACUGGCUUUACAACAAAGAUCAAACAACUUCAACUGAUAUUAGUGAUGGAGUAGUAGAGAAGACAUCACCUCGAGCUGCCAGACUGAGUCUGCACACUAACUGCUCUCUGAUCAUCAAUAACAUCACAGCUGAGGAUGCUGGUCGGUACAUCUGUCGAUAUUUGAAGGACACUCAGGAAGACACACAGGUGUUUCUAAACAUUUUGACAAUUUCACCGUCAUCUGCAGACACAGAUCCAAAUAAAGAUGGAGAAGUGACAUUAAGUUGCUCCCUGUUCAAAUUAGAAGGACCGUGUGAACCCAGGAGCCUCCGCUGGGUGGAUGAGGCGGGAGCUGAGCUGGUUGGUGAAGGUGAUGGUUUCAAGUAUGAAGGACAGACAAACUGUGGUUCUUAUCUGACUGUGAAGCUUCAGACUGAACACAGCAGAAGAUACACCUGCCAGUAUGUUGAUGGAACAGCUGUGAAGAUCGAGGCUCACUACUCAACUGUGUCCUCAGGUCCCACCAGUGAUAAAGCCUUCAUCUUCAUCAUCGGGGGAGUGGUCGGGCUGCUGGUGUUGUUACUUGUCAUUACAGUUAUUCUACUGAAAUGCAGAAAACAAGCCAAAGCUACAAAAGAUGCUCUAAAACUGGCCAAUAUCCCGGAAGAGACAGAUGUGACCUAUGCCACAGUGAAUGAGCAUCACACCACUGAUCACAAACAUGAUGAGACAGAGAUCAGUCUGACCUACGCCACUGUGAGCCUCACUAAUCAGAAGGUCCAUCAGAAGAACAAGGUCAAAGUCAAGGAAAAGGUGGAAGAAGUGACUUAUUCUACUGUCAGGACUCGGUGAAGACCAAACUGAAAACCCCCAGAAUGCCUCGGGGUCAGACUGUCAUCACUCAUAAAGGAGCAGUCAGCGGUCCUGAUUACUGAUUUUCUAAAGCGAUUCAGGACUUCAUCGACAGUCCAAGAAAAACAAGCUGACUCCACCAGACGACAACCAGCCACACACUGCGACCAGCGCCAGACGCCCCGUGGCUCCAGCUGCUGGAGAUGAGCACAGCGUCACCAGGAAUCAGUCAAGUUUUGAGUCAAGUUCGAAGAGUCAGUUCAUUAUGGUGACAUUAUGUUAUUUCUAUUCAUUAAAAAAGAGAGAGAGCAAUGUCAUGUUAAUGAUGAUGAAUCUGUGUGAAACAACAGCAACAUCUAGAGGUCGAAUGUGAG
Salarias fasciatus (jewelled blenny) is the source of this 1388-nucleotide messenger RNA. RefSeq lists its product as uncharacterized. Gene Ontology annotation, molecular function: protein tyrosine kinase binding; MHC class II protein binding. The coding region runs from base 28 to 1014 and encodes 328 amino acids. The transcript is spliced from 8 exons. Lineage: Eukaryota; Metazoa; Chordata; Actinopteri; Blenniiformes; Blenniidae. The record is from RefSeq and is a predicted model, not a curated record. Gene Ontology annotation, biological process: interleukin-15-mediated signaling pathway; T cell activation; positive regulation of ERK1 and ERK2 cascade. Gene Ontology annotation, cellular component: membrane raft; external side of plasma membrane.